AUGGUCACUGUCCCUACAGAAUAUCUAUCCCAUGAAGCCAUCAAAAAGAAAUCCUAUACCAACCUUAUAGAGGCUCGUCAGAAAGCUGAAGCGGCAGGCCAAGAAGCAGACUUACAAGAAUCACUUCGAAAUUUUGUCCGCCAACAAUGCAAUGGCCGCACCCCCUAUUCAUGGCAAGUGGACGCCGCUGAGGCCUUUACUUUGGGACUCGACUGCACCAUUAUUGCUGGCACAGGAUCUGGGAAGACUUUGGCUUAUGUUAUGCCAUCCUUCAUACAGAAGGAUGGCAUGACAGUCAUUAUAUCGCCGUUGAACACUAUAGAAGAGGAACAAGCUGAUCAGUUUCGUGCAUGGGGCAUACAGUCAGUUGCAGUAAAUGGAGACACAUAUAAUCAAGACUUACACAAGUUGACAAAGCCCACUGUAUCUCACAGUGGGGAGGUGACUUUUUGGCCAGUGUAUGCCAAAUUGGAUAGGCUCCGUUCAUUUGUGCCUCUAGGCACACCUAUAUAUGCAAUGUCAGCUACAAUGUCCCCUGCCGUCUUGGCCGAGGUUCGAAAAACACUGCACAUUAGCGCAUCAAAAUCCUUUCAUUUGAACUUGGGAAACGACCAACCUAAUGUAACGCAGGAGCUUCGCAUCAUUGCUGGCUCCACAGACUAUUCGGCUCUUGAUUUCAUUGUCAAAGAUGCACAGGCUGCCAAUGAAAUACCACGGGCACUCAUCUUUGUUAACACUGGACUCGACAUACCAGAUGUCGAGUUGGUGAUCCAAUUUGGAGUCCCAUCAUCACUGUCAGUAUGGCUCCAAAGAGCAGGCCGAGCUGUCCACAACUUCAGUCUUCAAGGACGUGCUAUAAUGAUGGUUGAAGCGUCAGUGCUUCAAUGCGUUAGUAAAAAAAAGAAAGGCAGAACUGAAGAAGAGAACUUAGAGUCAGAAGAUGCGCUUGAAGACUCAGACCAUGAGAUUGGAAUAGAGAAAGAUCCACUAACUGUGACGGGCCUUGUGCCCUCCAACAUUAUUUUACCUCUACUCAGUCCUGCUCACACAUCCUCCAAAACUAGCGACGAGGAGCAGGAAGACACACCUACCCAUGAACAGAAUGCAAUGGGCAAGCGUGUGAUGAAAACCGCUGAUCAGAAUUCCCCAGUCACUCGACGCACAGGCCAACAUCUCCAAACCAUCAAGGAUGCUCUGGACCAUUGGCGUGUGACGAUCCGCCAGCGUGACUAUCCCCACUGCUCAUUUACUGGCCUCGCCCUUCUCCCCGAUCUCACUCUAAAAUCAAUAGCCUCUAAUCGUUCGUGGAAAACGAUCAAUGAUCUUCGCGGAUCUCUCGGGGCCUCAUGGCCAUUAGUUGAUGUAUAUGGUGGUGAGGUUCUGGACUUGGUGAGGCAGUUGGACGACAAAGUGCGAGAGUCUCGUGAAGGGGCCAAAGUCGAGAAACACCAAGCAAAGAAGCUUGCAAGGGAGGCCAUGAAGGAGGAGAAGAAGGCUAUAGGAAGGGAGCUGAAAGUGCAGAAACGAAGCUCACACCAAGUCCGCAAUUCCAGCGCAAGUGGUAAAGAAAAUAUACCACUGCCUGGUACCUCAGAGUUCCAAGUAAAUAUCAACACACCCUCAGUCCCACUAGAUGCAACUCAAACUUUGUAUGCCACCUGGACCUUAACACCUUCAUCCUCCACUGCUGUGCCAUCGUUUUCGCCUUUCACUCCCUCAUUUUUUGCCAGUUCUUUUCAGCCCAAUACGGAGACCUACAAGGGCUAG
This is a messenger RNA of Serpula lacrymans var. lacrymans S7.9, 1767 nucleotides long. RefSeq lists its product as uncharacterized. Gene Ontology annotation, molecular function: ATP binding; 3'-5' DNA helicase activity; nucleic acid binding. The record is from RefSeq and is a predicted model, not a curated record. Bases 1 to 1767 code for a protein of 588 amino acids. NCBI's taxonomy places the organism in Eukaryota, Fungi, Basidiomycota, Agaricomycetes, Boletales, Serpulaceae. Gene Ontology annotation, cellular component: chromosome; cytoplasm. The transcript is spliced from 5 exons. Gene Ontology annotation, biological process: double-strand break repair via homologous recombination.